Paramecium octaurelia is the source of this 282-nucleotide messenger RNA. NCBI's taxonomy places the organism in Eukaryota, Ciliophora, Oligohymenophorea, Peniculida, Parameciidae. The record is from the annotation of a GenBank genome assembly.
AUGACAAAUGCAAUCUUGUCUUAAUUCACAACUUAGAACUUCUUUGCAAAAUCAUAAAUUUAUUGUGCCAAUUCUCUUGUAGUUGACAAUACCAAACCAAAUAAUAGAUAAUUGAGUAUUUUUUUUAGAGAAUUCACUAAACAAUUGAACCAAAAUUUUAAUUUUUUUCCUCAUCCUGUUUAGGCUUUAACAGCAACAUCAUAAUUUUAUUACGUAUGGAAUCGCUGCUUUUAAACAGACAUCAUGUACUAGAAUUUAAACUCAUCUGGCAUUACUUUUUGA